Molecule: messenger RNA, 2383 nt
Organism: Pelobates fuscus (common spadefoot toad)
Lineage: Eukaryota; Metazoa; Chordata; Amphibia; Anura; Pelobatidae
Gene: DHX40
Product: DEAH-box helicase 40
Exons: 17
Coding region: 1-2241 (746 amino acids)
Cellular component (GO): intracellular anatomical structure
Molecular function (GO): helicase activity; ATP hydrolysis activity; RNA binding
Source: RefSeq, a predicted model, not a curated record
AUGGAAAGGAAAGUCAGUUCUCAUAAAAGAAGAGAUGAAGGACCUUCCUAUUGUGCAAAGCUCCCCAUUCACAAUUGCAAGGAGAAGUUGGUGCAGGCUGCCAAAGACCAUCAAUUUCUUAUUGUGACCGGAGACACAGGAAGUGGCAAGACUACACAACUUCCACAGUACUUGUAUAAAGCAGGGUUUGCAAAACGUGGAUUAAUUGGAGUUACACAACCACGUAGAGUUGCAACAAUAUCUGUGGCUCAGAGAGUGGCAGAAGAAAUGCACUGUCCAGUGGGUGGCACUGUGGGCUAUCAAGUACGCUUUGAUGAUUCCACCUCACAGAACACCAUGAUUAAAUAUAUGACAGAUGGCUGUUUGCUGAGGCACACACUGACUGACCCUGACCUUCUCCAGUACAGUACAAUUAUCCUUGAUGAAGCUCAUGAACGGAGCCUAAGUACAGAUAUCUUGUUUGGCUUGCUGAGAAAACAUUUCCAGCUAAAAAGCAGUACAAAGAGGAAACGGCCAUUGAAAGUUAUUGUCAUGUCUGCAACACUGGAGAUUGAAAAACUAGUGGAAUUCUUUGGCAAUGUCCCAGUGGUGACAAUCCCAGGAAAAGUAUUUCCAAUCAAAGAGAAAUUCUUCAAUCUGAUAGGUCCCAGAGACAAAGAAAGCACUGCUUAUGUUACAGAGACAGUGAAAGUUACACUGCAGACUCAUUUAAACGAACCUUCUGGAGAUAUUCUAGUAUUUCUCACAGGCCAAUCAGAAAUAGAGAGAGCCUGUGAUUUGCUGUUUCAAAAAGCUGAAUCUAUUGACUAUCUCCAUGAUAUGUAUGACUCUUCAGUGAAAGGCCUGCUCAUCCUGCCUCUGUAUGGGUCCAUGCCAACAGAUCAGCAGAGAAGGAUAUUUCUUCCUCCUCCAGAUGGUAUCAGAAAAUGUGUUGUAUCUACAAACAUUGCUGCAACAUCACUGACAAUUGAUGGAAUAAGAUAUGUGACAGACAGUGGGUUUGUCAAGCAGCUAAACCACAAUCCCAGGGCAGGACUCGAUGUUUUGGAAGUUGUCCCCAUCUCAAAGAGUGAAGCUAUUCAGAGAGCUGGAAGGGCUGGCAGGACAGCACCUGGGAAAUGUUACAGGAUAUACAGUGAGGAGUUCUGGGACAAAUGUAUGCCUGAUCACAUGAUCCCCGAGAUUAGAAGAACCAGCCUUACAUCUGUAAUUCUGACCUUGAAGUGCCUUGGGAUACAUGAUGUUAUCCGAUUCCCAUAUUUGGAUCAACCCGAGGAGAGAUUCAUAUUAGAAGCGCUCAAAGAACUCUAUCAAUGUGGUGCUAUUGACAGGAGUGGAAAUGUAACUCAACUGGGGAAGUUCAUAAUUGAGUUCCCGUUGGCCCCCAACCUUGCUUGUGCGGUGAUAAAAGCCAUAUCUAUGGGUUGUGAAGAUCUUUUGCUUCCCGUUGCAGCAAUGCUAUCAGUUGAACAUGUCUUUAUCCUUUCAGGAGUGCCUAAAAAACAAAAGGAAAUUGAACAACAACAUGAAGAACUCUCACGAAUGGCUGGAGGUGGGAAUGAUUUUGCUACUUUACUCUACGUUUUUGAACAGUGCAAAUCCAGUGCAAAUCCUGCUACUUGGUGUCAUGAAAAUGCAGUGAAUUGGAGAGCUUUAAAAUCUGCAUUUAGUGUGGAAAAGCAGCUUAGAGAGAUAACAUGCAGGCUGAAAGAGAUGAAGAAUAUUUCCGUAGACUCUCACGAUGGUCCCAAAAUUGAAAUUCUUACUAGGUGCCUCUGUGCUGGCUAUUUCCCCAAUGUAGCCAGAAGAUCUGUUGGAAGAACAUUCUGUACAAUGGAUGGACAUGGUAGUAUGGUACAAAUUCAUCCUGCAUCAUCUUUAUUUGGACAGGAAACUCACCUGGAAUGGAUCCUUUUCCACAGUGUUAUUGUCACAUCUAAAGUUUUUGUCCGAACAGUGUGUCCCAUCCGUUAUAAAUGGGUUAAAGAUUUGCUUCCAAAAUUACAUGAUAUCAAUGUGUAUGAAUUAAGCAGUGUGGCCAGAGAGGAAGUGACUGCUGAGGAAAUAAUGAAAUGGGAGUCGAGAAGAGAUAUGACACAGAAUGAAGACUUACAAGUGUCCGUGAACAAGAUGCAGAGAAGAAAUGAUGACAAAUCAAUAUUGGAUGCAAGAGCCCGUUAUUUACAACGAAAGCAACAGAAGUCUAAAAAUGUUGAUACAGAGGGGAUGGAACAAAGUUGAUUUAUGCUGAAAUAAAGUAGAAUUUCCAGUUUUCAACAUAUAGCAAGAAACUAUAUUGGUGCUAAUUUAAUUCAAACCAAAUACGUAAGGUGUCACUGUAAAACUAAAAUAAGUAAAAAAAAAUUAAAUGACAGUAAAUAAA